Molecule: messenger RNA, 392 nt
Organism: Staurois parvus
Lineage: Eukaryota; Metazoa; Chordata; Amphibia; Anura; Ranidae
Source: the annotation of a GenBank genome assembly
CGUUGCUAUUUGCAGCCUUGGCUGUCUAUCUCCGGGGCCCAACCGGUGAUUACUUGCAGGCACCCGGUGAUCGGCAAAUAUUUCCAACGGGGGAGAGAACUAUAUGUAAACCAUACAGUUCUCUCCCUGUCAGCUCCAGCACACUGCUUUGUAUGGCUCUGCAUAGCACAGUCAGUGGAAAGCACAGACACAGCACACAAUGUGAAACAGCACACAGUUAAUCCUUUGAUCGCCUCAGAUGUUAACCCCUUCCUGCCCAGUGCUAUUAGUACAGUGUCAGUGCUUUAAUUUAGCACCGAUCACUGUAUUGGUGUCACUGGGGAUGUCAGUGACACCAAGUCAGUUCCCCCCAGUGUCAGAAUGCCCACCGCAGUCCCGCUAUAGGUAGCUGA